AUGAAAAACACACAGUUACAAACUCUACAGAGACAACUGGAUGAAAUAAACAAGACAAUGUCUGACAUCAAGGAUGAAAUUGAUUCAAUUGAAAUGGCUACAGACACUAAUGACUUGUCAAAACUGUCUAGCGUCACAUCCAGAGUACAUAUAUACAGAAAUCUUCCACACAAAAUAGUGCCAUCUUUACCCAAAUUCAUGCCGAAAAAAAUACUCGAAGAAGAACUUCUAAAACUAUUUGGAGUCUUAUCAUCAAGUUCUUUAACCUCAGAUAAACAUGGCUACAGCAUGAAGACAACCCAGAAAUCACCAGAAGCUGGAUACUCUCCUCCAGCCAAACAGCUGCUUGAUGAACCAGAGACGGUCAUCACCAUAGACACUAGGUAUAGUCGUCACCUUUACAAUGUGGCCUGUCUGAGUGAUGAAGAAAUCUGGACAAGAGGAAAUGACAGCACCAUGAAACUCUUCAGCAUUAAUCAGGGAUCACUGCUCAAGUCAAUCACAACCAAGUCAGGGAACUCACCAUGGGAUAUAGCAGUGACAAAAGACGGAGAUCUAGUUUAUACUGAUAACAAAGAUAGAACUGUGAACAUUGUGAAGAAUGAGAAGAUAGAGGAGGUGAUCAGACUGCAGAACUGGAAACCUCAUCGUAACAGACACAUAACUGAGAACAGGAACCUGGAUAUUUGCGUGACUGACAAUGAAGCUAAAGUAGUAGUGGUGGUCAAUAAGACCGGGAAUCUGAGAUUCAGGUACACUGGACAUACUCCUGCUCCAAAGAACAAAUUAUUCGGUCCAAGAGGAAUUACCACCGACAGUCAGUCACAUCCUUACAGCUGA
Molecule: messenger RNA, 840 nt
Organism: Saccostrea cuccullata (small rock oyster)
Lineage: Eukaryota; Metazoa; Mollusca; Bivalvia; Ostreida; Ostreidae
Exons: 2
Coding region: 1-840 (279 amino acids)
Source: RefSeq, a predicted model, not a curated record